Molecule: messenger RNA, 360 nt
Organism: Pyrenophora tritici-repentis Pt-1C-BFP
Lineage: Eukaryota; Fungi; Ascomycota; Dothideomycetes; Pleosporales; Pleosporaceae
Source: RefSeq, a predicted model, not a curated record
AUGGUUCCGAGGGCCCGGUGCGGCGUGGUGGCGGGUGGCAGUGGUGCUGUUGGGCGCAGGGGCAGGGCGGAAAUCCUGUACUUGUCGGAAGGGAGCGUUCUUACAGAAAGGCCCGCAGGCUGCUGGGUUAAUGCAUGCUACAAUGAAUUCAAAGAGGCGGAGGCCAAAAAGAGUCUCCAGCUGAAGUCAAGCCACGACGGAAAUGGACGCAAGUUCCAGGAGCCGUUAUGGAUCUUCUGGAAAAGAGUUGAGGCGGACUGCUGGCCUAAUGCUUCAGGCCAAAGCUCCAACAAAGUCGCCGUAAUCAACACGGAUACGGCCACCAAGAAGCCUCUCGACGCCCCGCACACGAUGAUCUGA